CAUGGGUAGGAUCACUAGGUCUUCCGCCUCCAAGCAGGUAGAUGGGGCUAGGAAAACACGAUCCACCUAUCUUUGGAGACAAGCUCGAAAGAGUCCAUUUCCCUUGCGACCAACCCGUCGCGUCAUCCUGUCCGUAUCUGCGGAGAAGCUGAAAGCCUUGUUGAUGAACAACGAGCAAAAAGCUGGCGAAUCUAUCAAUUUACAGUCGACUGAAGCGGGUGAAGGCAGAGAACAGGAGCAGCCAACCUCACACAAAAUCUUCCUAAAGCUUUCGGCCGAGAAGAUCAGAGUUUCGGCGUCGAUCGACAGAGAGUCAGAUACAGGUAUCCCAGCGAAAGAUCAAUCUCCAACUGAGCCGCUCACUGUCGCUGAGACCGCGACCACUAAGGCCGUUGAUACCGCUGCGACCAAAGAAACUUUGGACUCGGUGCCUGGGCUAAAGAGCACGAUAGAAACGCUCCAGACUACAAUGGGCCUGCAGGCCGCCAAAAUCGAGGAACUUAAAGACCAGAACCAGUGUAUCCAGGAAAGAGUCGGAGAACUAGCAUUCGCGAACGACACCUUGAAAAUGCAAAAUGAAGGGCUGGUCCUCAUGCAAUCUCGUCACGAAGAUCAAAUGCGAGCGAUCACCGGGAAUCUCAACCAAGAGAGAAGUCGCUUCCUCCACAAAUUGACAACCUGGGAGAGGACAAUAAGCUUUCACAAAAGAGCAUUUCGGGGGCCAAGCGCACAACGCGCAAUUUCAUUUCAAUGGCUGGUGCUAAACCUCCAGGAGAUCAAGACAACAAUAGAAGAACUCCAAACUCAAGUUCAUCGUCGCCAAAGCCCAGGUAGCUUGAGUUCGAUUCGGGGGUAA
Molecule: messenger RNA, 856 nt
Organism: Aaosphaeria arxii CBS 175.79
Lineage: Eukaryota; Fungi; Ascomycota; Dothideomycetes; Pleosporales
Exons: 3
Source: RefSeq, a predicted model, not a curated record